Messenger RNA from Impatiens glandulifera, 8508 nucleotides. Its product is annotated as piezo-type mechanosensitive ion channel homolog. NCBI's taxonomy places the organism in Eukaryota, Viridiplantae, Streptophyta, Magnoliopsida, Ericales, Balsaminaceae. The transcript is spliced from 21 exons. The coding region runs from base 629 to 8059 and encodes 2476 amino acids. The record is from RefSeq and is a predicted model, not a curated record.
UGAUAAGAAUAUUCCCCAUCAUCCAUGGAUGUUAAAGAAUUACCCAUGUAGUUUGCGCUUUGAUUUCACUAAUUUCAACAUCCCAUGCUCUUUCUUCUCUCUAUAAAUCAGCUAUCAUAUACAUACAUAUAUACUCUCCCCAUUUUGAUUUUAAUUUGGGGAAGGCGGAUGAUCUCGCUUUGAUUUUCUCACUGCGAAGAGCUAAGGAAAUUGUCCGCAUUGAGGAGCUUGUAAUAACCAAUUUGUUAUCGUAGCGGGAAAGAGGAAAGGGAAAGGGAAAGGGAAAGCAGGUUGAUUUGUAAAUUAGGAACCCCGGACUUUUAUUUAUUCUAUCUGCUUCCAGUUUGCAGAUCCCGAAAGUUCAUCGAAUUUCAUAUGCUGCAAGGCAGGCAGGCAAAUAUCCGAUUAUAAGAGAUGGGUUUUCUUUCUUUAUUGAAAGAUUGGAAACCCAUCUGAAGUUGCAAUUGGAGUUCUUUUGCCACGGAGAAGAGAGCGAGAACCUGGUUCUUGUGUGCAAAAUCACGGUCUUUCCUGAUUUGAGAGGUGGGGUUUCAUUAUCUCCUAAUAGAUUGAGUUCACUGGAAUGGGAUUGGAGUAAUUCUACGAGGAGAAGGAAAUAGGUGAGACCAUGGACACUUUCCUUGGAGGAUUUGUGCUUCCUUUGCUACUUUUUACAGCGGCUACCCUAAAUUGGAGCUUAAUAUCUCUUCUGGAUUUGUUGGCUUUUCUUCUUAUUAGAUUUACUGCCCCCAAAAGAGGGUUUCGUUCUCGAAGGAGAAUUCCGUUACUAUGGUCAAUAUUUAUAUUCUCUCUAGUUGUUAUUCUCAUGCAAGUGCUGUUUCUUAUGGUAUCGGCUAUGGACGAUGGUAAGUGGGGCUUUGGCAAUGCUUGGGGUUUUAAGCUAAUUGGAUUCAUGAAGCUUGAAUCUUGGAGAACUCCGAUUGUGAUCUAUUUCUUGGUUGUGCAAUUAUUUGUGGCUUUUGUUGCUUCUGUUGAAAUCCGUGCAGACAGAUAUGGUUCACUCCUAAGUUAUGAAUCAUGUUGGGGAAAUUUAUCGUCAUUUACUGAAUAUAUAGGUUCUCAUGUUAGGGUUGCUUCCUGCUUCUUAUUACCUGCCACUCAACUUCUCGUGGGCAUUAGCAACCCCUCUUGGAUUUCUCUACCAUUUUUUAUUUGCAGCUGUGUUGGUCUUGUUGAUUGGUCCUUAACUAGCAAUUUUCAUGGCCUUUUCAGGUGGUGGAGGCCACUUUGGCUGUACGCAUCCUUCAACAUCUGCCUACUUUAUCUUUAUCAGCUUCCUAUAAAUCCACCAAUUCCUGAGAUAUUUCAAAGCAUUGCGGAGUUUAUUGGACUUUAUAAAAUAUCUGCAAAAUCUGAGUGGCCGGAAAUUUGUUCCAGCAUUUCUCUGGUUUUAUUUUACUUGAUGCUAUCUUAUGCUAAACUCGAUUUAGAGGAACUGGAUUUUCUUUUGUCAACAAGAGAAUGCAGCAUGACUGAUCAACUUCUUCCCUCAAAACAUUCCUUUUUUGUCAGGGAAUCCAGGUCUGGUGUGAGGCAUACAAAUGUUUUACUAGGGGGAACAGUUUUUCGUAUGUUUUGCAUCAACUUUUUCACGUAUGGUUUUCCGGUUUCUCUAUUUGCUCUUUGCUUUUGGAGCUUCCACUUUGCAAGUAUAUGUGCUUUUGGGUUGCUUGUCUAUGUUGGCUAUGUUUUAUAUGCUUUUCCAUCUUUGUUCUGGUUACACGGGUUGAAUGGACUGCUUCUAGUCUUCAUUCUCUUGUGGGCUGUUAGCACAUAUAUCUUCAACGUGGCAUUCCCCUUGGUGAAUUGGCGACUUGGGAAGGAUAUGGAGAUAUGGGAAAUGGUUGGAUUAUGGCAUUAUCCUAUUCCUGGACUGUUUUUACUUGCACAAUUUUGUCUUGGAAUUCUGGUUGCAUUGAGUAAUCUUGUGAAGAACUCCGUUUUAGUUUGUCUUUCUGAUGAAGAUGGAAAAUCUUCAGGUGACAACUGUAGUGUUCAAGUGAAGGAGGAGACAACGGUGUUGAUUGUUGCUACAGUUGCCUGGGGACUCCGCAAGUGCUCUAGGCCUAUUAUGCUUGUGUUGAUAUUUCUAAUUGCCAUGAAACCUGGUUUUGCUCAUGCUGUAUAUAUAAUAUUCUUCCUGAUAUGCCUCCUGGGCCACAGAAUCAACAAAAAGAUACGCCAAUCCAUGAUUCUUCUUUGUGAGGCACAUUUUGCAAUCCUAUAUAUUCUGCAACUUGAUCUUAUUUCUAAUACUUUGGAGCGCGAAGGUUCGUUGAGCAGUGAAAUCCUUUCACAAUUGGGUCUUCUUGAACGUGACAGUUCCGGGGAUUUCUUGGAAAUAGCUUUACUUGCAUGCCUCUGUGCCAUUCAUAACCAUGGCUCGGAAAUGCUAUUUUCUUUUUCAGCCAUUCUCCAGCAUGCUCCUUGUCUUCCGGUUGGGUUUAGUGUCUUAAAAGCUGGUUUAAACAAAUCAGUGCUAUUGUCUGUUUAUGCCUCACCAGGAACAAGAAACAGAGAUAUUGAUGCUUCUUAUGAGAGGAAGAUAGCUUCUUACCUUAGUGCAAUUGGUGAGAAAUUUUUGUCAGUCUAUCGUUCGUGUGGAACCUACAUUGCCUUUUUUACAAUUCUUGUGGCUGUUUACCUAAUGAAACCAAAUUAUAUAGCAUUUGGAUAUAUUUUUCUUCUUCUGCUUUGGAUCAUUGGAAGACAACUUGUUGAAAUGACAAAAAGGCGCCUAUGGUUUCCUCUGAAAGCUUAUUCAAUUGUUGUUUUCAUGCUUGUUUAUUGCUUGAGCAUUUUCCCCAGCCUUGAAACGUGGCUAUCCGAAGUGAUAGAUCUUCAUGACUUGGGCUUCAAUAGCAGAGGCUCUUUACUUCAAAAUGUUUGGGAAUCUCUGGCAAUUAUGAUAGUUAUGCAACUUUACAGCUAUGAGAGGAGGCAAAGCAAGCAUACUAGACCAGACUAUCCCGAUCCAUUACUACCUGGAAUAAUUGGUUUCCUCAGGCGGUUUGUGAUCUGGCACAGCCCGAAGAUUCUAUAUGCCACAAUGUUCUAUGCUGCUUUAUCUCCAAUAAGUGCUUCUGGGUUUUUAUACCUUGUUGGUCUUGUCGUAUGUUCAAAUAUGCCUAAGAUUUCUCGGAUACCUUCAAAAUCUUCUUUGGUCUACACUGGGUUCUUGGUAAUAACAGAGUAUCUGUUUCAGAUGUGGGGCAAACAGGCUAAUAUGUUUCCAGGCCAGAAAAACUAUGAUUUAGCACGAUUUCUGGGUCUCCAGGUUUUUGAACGUACCUUUGCUGGUCUUGAAGCUGGUUUGAGGGGGAAAGUUCUGGUUAUUGCUGCUUGUAUACUUCAGUAUAAUGUCUUCCAUUGGCUGCAGAAAGUACCUAAUGCUAAUUUACAUGUAGGGAAGUGGGAGGAACCUUGCCCACUGUUUCUCUGUGUUGACGAUAGCCUGCCAGUGGUGAAAAUUUCUAACGGGGAACUAAAGCCUUCUCAAGAUUCUAAUCCUCUAUCUGGAUCAAGAAAUAGUAAUUCUUGGCAUUCUUUCAACUCAGAGUCGAUUCAAUCACCUCGUGAUGUAGCUGCAGAAACAGGACUAUCCCAAGCCACUGGUAGAAGGAAGUACACCCUAGGAUAUUUCUGGGGUAGCUCUGACAGCACUAAAUGGAACAAGAAACGAAUUCUCUCUCUGAGAAAGGAGAGAUUUGAGACACAGUUAACUACCUUGAAGAUUUAUUUGAAGUUCUGGAUGGAGAAUAUGUUCAACUUGUUUGGCCUUGAGAUGAGCAUGACUGCGUUGCUUAUGGCCAGUUUUUCCUUAUUAAAUGUUAUCUCUAUCUUAUACAUAGCGCUACUAGCUGCUUGUAUUCUUUUGGAUAGACGAAUCGUGCGGAAACUGUGGCCUAUGUUUGUUCUCUUUUUUGCUUGUGUACUUGUUCUCGAGUAUUUUGCUCUCUGGAGAACAAUUCUACCUCUCAAACAACAUUCUGAGAGUGAGAGCAGUGUGCGUUGCCAUGAUUGCUGGAAAAGCUCAGAUCUUCAUUUUAGUUAUUGCAGAAACUGCUGGCUGGGACUUACUAUUGAUGAUCCUAGAAUGCUUAUAAGCUAUUUCCUGGUCUUCAUGGUUGCCAGCUUCAAGCUUCAUGCUGAUCACAAUUCUGGGUUCUCGUCAUCUAGCACAUACCGCCAAGUGAUGACUCAACGCAAGAAUGCUUUUGUUUGGAGAGAUCUCUCUUUUGAGACAAAAGGGUUGUGGACUUUUAUUGAUUACCUGAGGCUGUAUUGUUAUUGUCAUCUCUUAGAUCUUGUACUUGCUUUGAUUCUGAUAACGGGAACCCUCGAGUAUGAUGUGCUACAUUUGGGAUAUCUGGGUUUUGCUCUUGUUUUCUUCCGCAUGAGAUUUCAAAUUCUAAAAAAGAAGAAUAAUGUUUUCAAGUUCUUGAGAAUUUAUAACUUUAUUGUGAUUAUCCUUUCUCUUGCUUAUCAAUCCCCUUUCCUGGGAGAUUACAAUGCCGAGAAGUGUGGAACGGUGGAUUACAUAUACGAGGUCAUUGGAUUCUACAAGUACGACUAUGGAUUUCGCAUUACAUCAAGAUCGGCCAUUGUUGAGAUCAUUAUUUUUAUGCUGGUCUCACUUCAAUCGUACAUGUUCUCUUCUCCUGAGUUUGAUUAUGUAUUUCGGUAUCUCGAGGCAGAGCAAAUUGGUGCCAUUGUAAAUGAGGAAGAGAAGAAAGCUGCAUGGAAGAAGGAGCAACUGCAACAUAUUCGUGAAGCGGAGGAGAAGAAGCGCCAGCGAAACUUACAAGUGGAGAAGAUGAAAUCUGAGAUGCUUAACCUUCAGAUCCAGCUUCAUGGAAUGGAUUCAAACGCAUCUUGUGGUGACAUUUCACCCAGUAGUGAGGGAUUGAGGAGGAGGAGUCUCUCUCUUUUCUCAACAAAAGGCGGCAAUGAAAAGGGAGACAUCCUAACAAAGGAAGAGUUAAACAGUGAAACCGAUAAUUUUUUUCCAAUGGAAUUUCAUGAAUUUCCAGAUGAUAUUAAAACAGAGGCGGCCGUGGAAUCUAGGAAGAAUUUAACGAGAUUGUCUUAUGGUGAGAUCACUGAAUUUGAGGAGGAUGUUUCCAGUUUUAGUUUUAAUAUAGACAGAGAGAAUAAAGAUAAAGUCCACGGGAAGGAAAACCCUCUAGUUUCGGCGGUUCACUUUUUGGGGGAUGGUGUUUCUGAAAUACAGUCGUUGGGAAAUCAGGCUGUUAGUAAUCUCGUUAGCUUUUUGAAUAUACCACAAGAAGAUUUUGAUUCUAGCGAUCAAUCUAAUGGAGAGAAUGUAGUACAUGACGAAAGAGAAAAUGAGCGUGUGAAGCAUACUUCUUUUGAUCAUUCUUCUUCUCUAAUAUCAGACAAGACCAGAUCUAUCUCAGAGGCCACUAGCCUACAGCUUGGGAAGAUACUACGUUAUAUAUGGUCACAAAUGCGUUCAAAUAACGAUAUAUUAUGUUAUUGUUGCUUUCUUGUGGUCUUUCUUUGGAACUUCAGUUUACUGUCAAUGAUCUAUGUUGCGGCUCUUUUCUUGUAUGCCUUGUGUGUUAACACAGGUCCAAGUUAUCUCUUCUGGGUUAUUAUGCUAAUUUAUACGGAAGCUUAUAUAUUGCUUCAGUAUUUGUAUCAAAUCAUCAUCCAUCAUUGUGGAGUUGGAUUCCAGUCAUAUUUUCUUUAUGAGCUGGGAUUCCCAACCGAAAAAAUUACAUCUUCCUUUGUUGUCCAUACGUUGCCUUUGUUUCUUGUCUACUUAUUUACACUCAUACAGAGCUCCAUAACAGCAAAGGAUAGUGAGUGGUUUUCCUCAACAGAAUAUGAUCUUUUCAAGAAGAGGGUGUCCAGCAAGAAAGAGAAUUUGACAGAUUCUAGCUGGACGGAGAAGGCCCGAGAAAUUAUGACGCCUGUUACUGAUGUGGUGAAAAUAAUGAUCAGAUCUUUUUCAAUCUACUGGAAGUCACUAACAGAAGGAACAGAAUCUCCUCCUUACUUUGUCCAGUUAUCUUUGGACGUCCAUGCACGACCUGAAGAUGGGAUUCAACCGGAAAGGAUUGAAUCAGGAAUAAAUCAGAUGCUUAGUAUUGUUCACGAUGAGAGAUGUAAGGAAAAAGCUGCUAGCUUUCACCAUUCUUCUAGUAGGGUUCAUGUUCAAAGCAUUGAGAAAAGUGAUGAAAAUCCUAAUGUGGUAUUGGCUGUUCUUGAAGUGGUAUAUGCAUCUCCAUUAACAGAAUGCAAUUCAGCUGACUGGAACAGAUCACUAACUCCAGCAGCUGACGUAGCGAAAGAGAUUCUGCAUGCAAAAAAUUCUGGUAUUGUUGAAGAAAUAGGGUUUCCGUAUCCCAUAUUUUCUGUGAUUGGGGGAGGAAAAAGAGAGCUAGAUCUGUAUGCAUAUGUUUUUGGUGCCGACUUGGCUGUCUUCUUUUUGGUAUCUGUUUUCUACCAAGCUGUGAUAGAAAAUAAAAGUGAAUUUCUCGAGGUAUAUCAACUUGAAGAUCAAUUCUCAAAAGAAUUCGUAUUUAUUUUAAUGGUUAUCUUUUUCUUGAUUGUUGUUGAUCGAGUCAUCUACCUCUGUUCAUUUGCUGCUGGAAGAGUGAUAUUCUACCUUUUCAAUCUUGUACUAUUCACAUAUUUUGUUACAGAGUAUGCUUGGAAUAUGGUUGCUCCACAAAGAGAAGCUGGUGUGUUUGCUCUUCGAGCUAUAUAUCUAACAAAAUCGGUUUCUCUGGCUCUGCAAGCUAUACAAGUCAGAAAUGGUGUUCCUCAUAAAAGUUCCUUAUACAGGAACUUUCUGACCAGCAAUGUCUCACAAGUCAAUUAUAUAUGCUACAGACUCUAUCGGGCUCUUCCCUUCCUUUAUGAAUUACGUUGCGUCCUUGAUUGGUCUUGCACAACCACAUCCUUGACCAUGUAUGAUUGGUUGAAGUUGGAAGAUAUAAAUGCCAGCUUGUACCUAGUGAAAUGUGAUGCAAUCUUGAACAGGGCCAAGCAUAGACAGGGAGAUAAGCAAACGAAAAUUACGAAAUUCUGCAGCGGAAUAUGUUUGUUCUUCAUCUUGAUCUGCAUUAUUUGGGCUCCUAUGUUGAUGUACAGCAGUGGAAAUCCAACAAACAUAGCUAAUCCCAUAAAAGACGCGAGUGUUCAGCUUGAUAUCAAGACGGCAGGCGGAAGGUUGACUUUAUUCCAGACUACCUUGUGCGAGAGAAUCCCGUGGGACAUAGACACUAUUAAUCUCGAUCCUAAUGGUUAUUUGGAUGCAUAUGAUAAUACCGAUAUACAGCUAAUGUGCUGCCAACCUGAUGCUGCUACUUACUGGAUGGUUCCUAACGUUGUUCUUAACAGAUUUACCAAAUCCAUCAACAGGAGUAUGGAUAUAACUUUUACUUGGGUACUUAACCGGGACAGGCCGAAAAACAAGGAGGUUGUUAAAUAUGAGAAUGUUGUUAAUCCGUGGGAUCUUCCUGAGCCUUCUGAAGUUCAAGAUGUUCUUAAGGGAGUUAACAACAGCUUUAGAGUACACAACCUUUACCCAAGACACUUCAGGUUAACUGGUUCUGGUGAAAUAAGACCGUUUGAUCUGGAGGCUGACGGGGUUAGUGCAGAUCUUGUUAUGCAUCACGGAAAUACUUCAUGGUGGUCGUUUGAGGAUACUGUUCCUUUGAAUGGGACCGAGUGCGGAGGCUUGGCUGGACCGAUGGCCAUAAUUGUAUCCGAGGAAACACCACAAGGUUUUCUUGGGGAGACUCUAAGCAAAUUCAGUAUAUGGGGACUCUAUAUUUCUUUUGUUCUUGCGGUUGGUCGAUUUAUCAGACUGCAGUGCUCUGACCUAAGGAUGAGAAUCCCUUACGAGAACCUUCCUUCUUGCGACAGGUUGAUUGCCAUCUGUGAGGAUAUAUACGCGGCAAGAGCAGAAGGCGAGCUUGGAGUUGAAGAGGUUCUUUAUUGGACACUGAUCAAAAUAUACCGGUCCCCACAUAUGUUACUCGAAUACACGAAAAUUGACUAGCCAAUAGCCAUCUACAAAAAAAACACUAACCACUGACCUUACUUUUGGCUAACAACAGAGGAUAAGACUAUUUGUCUUAUCAUUCUCGGGCUCCGAGAGAGUUCUAAACACGUGUGGCUAACCAUCAGCAGUCGCAAAAGGAAUAGUCCAAGACUCGCCAUUGAAUUGGAGCCUUGUAGGGGUGAUGGAAAGGAACAGUCUAAUUGUAAUUCAUGAGUGGUUUUUGUUGCUAAAUUGAGCACUUGUGUAUUUUUGUUUGACUAAUUUGAUGAGAAACGUCGGGAAAAUGUAAAUAAUAUUCAGUCCAAUUGAGAUUUGAUGAAUUUCUUUUUUAUUGUAGAAAAGAUGACUGAAAAUACUAAUUGUUGUAAUAAAUUGUUUGAAUGGUUGGUAGUAAGUGUUUUUGUUAUUGAGAACAACAACUGCCCUUGUUGGGUAUAUGAUUAUUG